This is a messenger RNA of Penicillium cinerascens, 804 nucleotides long. Its product is annotated as pyridoxal 5'-phosphate synthase subunit PdxT. The transcript has 2 exons. Gene Ontology annotation, biological process: pyridoxine metabolic process; pyridoxal 5'-phosphate biosynthetic process. The coding region runs from base 1 to 804 and encodes 267 amino acids. Gene Ontology annotation, cellular component: cytosol; glutaminase complex. NCBI's taxonomy places the organism in Eukaryota, Fungi, Ascomycota, Eurotiomycetes, Eurotiales, Aspergillaceae. Gene Ontology annotation, molecular function: glutaminase activity. The record is from RefSeq and is a predicted model, not a curated record.
AUGACGCUCACAGUUGGAGUUCUCGCCUUGCAGGGCGCAUUCUUCGAGCACAUUCAAUUGCUGAAGAAGGCUGCUGAGCAGAACCGCCCCACAGAAUGGGAGUUCAUUGAGGUCCGAACGCCACAAGAACUGGCCAAGUGCGAUGGACUUGUUCUGCCCGGUGGCGAAAGCACCACUAUGUCUUUGGUGGCAGCCAGAUCGAAUCUCUUGGAGCCUCUGAGGGACUUUGUCAAGGUGCAUCGCAAGCCAGUUUGGGGCACAUGUGCAGGUCUGAUCCUGCUUGCCGAGUCUGCCAACAAGACCAAGAAAGGUGGUCAAGAGCUUAUUGGUGGACUGGAUGUUCGAGUCAACCGCAACCACUUCGGCCGGCAGACAGAGAGCUUCCAGGGUCCAUUGGAGUUGCCGUUCUUGGGCCAAGAUGCUCCGCCAUUCCCCGCAGUCUUCAUUCGGGCACCGAUUGUGGAACGCAUCUUGCCGCAUCAAGAGGGCAUUCAAACCGGCGAAGUUCAGCAGGACGAGACUGUCGUUGCGCCUUCCCGGCGGGCCAAAGAUUCGGUGGCCGAAGCCGCCAUGGCUGAUCAUGUUGAGGUGCUGGCCACCUUGUCAGGACCGGCAGCCCGCUGUGCCACACAGGGGCGUGAUAUCAACCCAGACCAAGAGGUGGGCGACGUGGUGGCCGUGCGACAGGGCAAUGUCUUCGGAACCAGCUUCCACCCAGAGCUGACGGGAGAUGCCAGAAUUCAUGCAUGGUGGCUGCACCAGGUGCAAAAGGCAGUGAAUAAGAGAAACAAACUAGCGCACUAG